AUGGUGCGCUUGUCACAACAGAGUGACUUUCGGCUGGAUCUGACGCUGGCGGCACGGUACUACGGUCAGAACCGAACGAAGCAGGACGUGGUGCCAGCACUACGAGGACGCCAGCUCACCAAGGCCACCAUAAGCGAGCUCAUUGCGAGCGGCUGCUGUGGAGGCUAUCAGUUGAAGCACCUGGAGGCCUGGUUCAACGCGGUGAAUAGCAAUGCGAACGAGAUGCAGGUCUUUCAGGCGCGAUUGCAUGUUUGCUGGGCGGAGCCCGAGUUGAAGCAGAUGUGCGGAUCGUUGGCGAGGAAGCUGAGGUCGAUGAUGGGUGGUACUGCGAAGGAAGACCCAGACCACACCCGCACCCUUACUACGCGUACAGUGUACAGGUAUUGGAACCUGGUCACCUUUGCCUUGCAGGCAACGGUGCAGAGAAUCCGUUAUUGGCAAGCCGUCGUGCGGCAACCUUACAACCACACCCACUUGCUCUCCGUCUUCUUCGGACAGGUGCGGCGGGAGCUGAAUGCUGACUUGCGAUGUCCUCCGACCUUCCUGGAGGACGGCUCACUGAACGUCGACGAG
Messenger RNA from Prorocentrum cordatum, 573 nucleotides. The record is from the annotation of a GenBank genome assembly. NCBI's taxonomy places the organism in Eukaryota, Dinophyceae, Prorocentrales, Prorocentraceae.